AUGGGCGCCGCGCCGGGCUCGGUAGCGCUGGCGGUCUUCCUUCUGUCUGCGGCUUGGAGCUGCGGGGCGCAGGAGGAGCACUACGAGCUCGGUGACGACCCCGCCACAACGGGAUGCCCGAUCUUGGCCAGGGAAGAACUGGAAGUUGUUCUGGAGCUCGAAGGAGAGGGGAACUUGCAUUUGAGCAAGCCCUUGCAGACGGCCAUUCGAGAAGGCCUUGCAACACUGCUGUUGGCUGCGGGAGUGCCUGAUGCCCGCUACAUUGGGAUCAUAUCGUCCUCACUCCCGUGCACAACAGGGAGCAAGGGUGCGCCUCGGCAGUUGCUGCAGAAGACCACCUGCACAGAAUUGGUCUUGGCUAUUUUUAUCUCAGAUCUCGCAAGGGUCAGAGAUGUCGAGCAGGUGGUGCAAGGUCCAGGAUUUUGCACGGUGACCCAGAGGGCCAUGCAUAACGCCGGAGCCCUCACCUAUUUUUGGCCACUCAACGCACUGCAUUUGAAGCAUCACCUCAGUGUACGUGAAUCACUUUUAAGAUGCUGA
Ostreobium quekettii is the source of this 540-nucleotide messenger RNA. Lineage: Eukaryota; Viridiplantae; Chlorophyta; Ulvophyceae; Bryopsidales; Ostreobiaceae. The record is from the annotation of a GenBank genome assembly.